AUGCCUCACUCCAGAAGGUGCCGCUCUUCAGAACGCAGCAGCCGGGGCAGCCGGGGCAGCUAUCACGAACGUUACAGAAGCCGCAAGCACAAGAGGAGGCGGAGUUGCUCACGGUCGAGCAGCAGCGACCGGCAACACCGCAGGGAAGACAGCUACCACGUCCGGUCCCGGAGCCACGAUGACCACUCGUCCGACCGGCGGUACUGCGACGGCUACCGGCGAGACGGCUACAGUCGCGAGCGCGGCGAAGCAUACUACGAGGCCGAGUACCAGCACUCCUACGAGUACCAGCACUCCCGGGACAGGGACUGCAGCUACCGCAGCUGCAAGAGCAGCCGGCGGAAGCGCCGGCGGAGACGCCGUCGCACCCGCUCCUACAGCCGCUCUUCAUCGCGGAGUCAGCAGAGCAGCCGGAGGGCCAAGAGCGUGGAAGACGACGACGAAGGCCACCUCGUCUAUCGCAUCGGCGACUGGCUCCAAGAAAGAUACGAGAUCAUCAGCACCCUUGGAGAGGGCACCUUUGGCAGAGUGGUGCAGUGCAUUGACCACCGCAGGGGUAACACCCGUGUGGCUUUAAAAAUAAUCAAGAACGUGGAGAAGUACAAAGAGGCCGCUCGGCUGGAGAUCAACGUGCUGGAGAAGAUCAACGAGAAGGAUCCGGACAACAAGAACUUGUGCGUGCAGAUGUACGACUGGUUCGACUACCACGGGCACAUGUGCCUGUCCUUCGAGCUCCUGGGCCUCAGCACCUUCGACUUCCUGAAGGACAACAACUACCUGCCUUACCCCAUCCACCAGAUCCGGCACAUGGGCUACCAAGUGUGCCAGGCGGUGAAAGUUCUGCAUGAAAACAAGCUCACGCAUACGGACCUCAAACCUGAAAACAUCCUCUUUGUCAGCUCGGAUUACGAGAUGACCUACAACCUGGAAAAGAAGCGAGACGAGCGAUGUGUCAAGAACACGGCCGUCCGGGUGGUCGAUUUCGGCAGCGCCACCUUCGACCACGAGCACCACAGCACGAUCGUCUCCACGCGGCACUACCGGGCGCCGGAGGUUAUUCUAGAGCUCGGCUGGGCGCAGCCGUGUGACGUCUGGAGCAUCGGCUGUAUCAUCUUCGAGUAUUACAUGGGCUUCACUUUGUUCCAGACCCACGACAACCGCGAGCACCUGGCCAUGAUGGAGCGGAUCUUAGGACCGAUCCCAUCCCGCAUGACCCGGAAGACCAGGAAGCAGAAAUACUUCUACCACGGCCGGCUAGACUGGGACGAAAACACCUCCGCUGGGCGCUACGUGCGGGAAAACUGUAAGCCCCUUCGGAGGUACCUGGCGUCCGAGACGGAGGAGCACCACCAGCUCUUCGACCUCAUCGAGGGCCUGUUGGAAUACGAGCCGGCCAAGCGGCUCACGUUGGCCGAGGCCCUGAAGCACCCGUUCUUCGACCCCCUCAAGCUCCAGCCGGUCCCCAAGGCCUGGGACGCCAGUCGGGACAUCAGCCGGUGACCGGCCUGGACGCGGCCCUCGGGCCUCUUCCGUCUCCUCGUUUCCCCGGACGUUUGGCCCCUGUGGAGGCCCCUGCGACUUAACAAUCGUGCAUUUUUGGUGCUCUUUUAAAAGAAAUGAAAGUUAAUACAGAGGAGUUCCUGCCGUGACUUUGCCCCUUCUGUAAUCAUCAUGUAAAGCUUGUUAAUAUGUGAGAUAGUCUGUAUAUAUAACACCCAGCGGAUCCUGCGGGGUUCCUGUCUUCCCCCCUCCCCAAGUCCUGUAAAUGGGAAUCUCUCGGUCUCACCCCCCCUGCCCCCGAUUCUGCUGUACAGACCCCCUAGUCUUUGCGUCCUGUCCC
Messenger RNA from Gekko japonicus, 1840 nucleotides. It is a transcript of the gene CLK2, whose product is annotated as CDC like kinase 2. NCBI's taxonomy places the organism in Eukaryota, Metazoa, Chordata, Lepidosauria, Squamata, Gekkonidae. Gene Ontology annotation, cellular component: nucleus. Gene Ontology annotation, biological process: protein phosphorylation; regulation of RNA splicing. Bases 1 to 1500 code for a protein of 499 amino acids. The transcript has 12 exons. Gene Ontology annotation, molecular function: ATP binding; protein tyrosine kinase activity. The record is from RefSeq and is a predicted model, not a curated record.